GGGGAUCGGCGCACGCCGGAAGCCGGAACGUGAAGCGCGGCGGUAGCGACGCAGCCGGCUUCUCCCGGGCUGCUAUCCCUGGCGUCAUGAGAGGCUUCGGGCCAGGCUUCGCCACACGGAGUCUCCUCCCGCUGCGGUUUGCCCCGCGGGCGCCGUGGCCGCCGUGGCCGCCGGGGCCCCUGCGGUGUGUCAGGCCGGCGGCGACGGGCUCCCUGACGCGGACCAUGGACGAGCUGCUGCGCCGCGCCGUGCCGCCCAAGCCGGCCUACGAGCUGCGCGAGAAGACGCCGGCGCCCGCCGAGGGCCAGUGCGCCGACUUCGUGAGCUUCUACGACGGCCUGGCCGAGGUGGGCCAGCGCGCCGAGCUGCUGGGCCUCCUGGCGCAGGCUUUCGGUGUGGACCACGACCAGGUGGCCGAGCAGAGCGCCGGCGUGCUCCAGCUGCGCGAGCGGCCGCGGGAGGCGGCCGUGCUGCUGCAGGCCGAGGACCGGCUGCGCUACGCGCUGGUGCCGCGCUACCGCGGCCUCUUCCACAACAUCAGCAAGCUGGACGGCGGCGUGCGCUUCUUGGUGCGCCUGCGGGCCGACCUGCUCGAGGCGCAGGCGCUCAAGCUGGUGGAGGGGCCGCACGUCCGGGAGAUGAAUGGGGUGCUGAAAAGCAUGCUCUCAGAAUGGUUUUCCCCUGGGUUCCUGAACCUAGAAAGGGUCACCUGGCAUUCGCCAUGUGAGGUGCUUCAGAAAAUCAGCGAGUCUGAGGCCGUGCAUCCUGUAAAGAACUGGAUGGAUUUGAAACAGCGCGUGGGGCCCUACAGGCGGUGUUAUAUCUUUUCUCACUGUUCGACCCCUGGGGAGCCCCUGAUCGUUCUGCAUGUGGCGCUCACCAGCGACAUUUCCAACAAUAUCCAGGCCAUCAUAAAGGAGCGGCCCCCGUCAGAAAUGGAGGAGAGGGGCAGAAUCACCACCGCCAUCUUUUACUCCGUCAGCCUCAUACAGCAGGGACUGCAGGGCGUCGAGCUGGGAACUUUCCUCGUAAAGCGGGUCCUCAACGAGCUGCAGAAAGAGUUUCCUCAGCUGGGGGCCAUUUCCAGUCUGUCACCCAUACCUGGAUUCACCAAGUGGCUUCUGGGGCUUCUGAGCUCGCAGACAACGGAGCAUGGGCGGAAGGAACUGUUCACAGAUUCGGAGCAUAAAGAAAUCGCCGAGAUUGUCGGCAGCCCAGUCCACGAGACCCUCAGGGUUCUCCUCAGCAGCAGCGAGUGGGCACAGUCGGAGAAGCUGGUGCGGGCGCUCCAAGUGCCCCUGAUGCGGGUCUGCGCCUGGUACCUGUACGGGGAGAAGCACCGCGGCUUCGCCCUCAGCCAUGUGGCCAACUUCCACCUGCAGAACGGGGCUGUGAUGUGGCGGAUCAACUGGAUGGCCGACCGCAGCCCCAGGGGCCUCACCAGCUCAUGUGGCCUCAUGGCCAACUUCCGCUACUACUCAGAGGAGCUGGGCCCCAACAGCACCGCCUACCUGGGCUCUAAGAGCAUCAAGGCUUCCGAGCAGGUCCUCCGCCUGGUGGCCCAGUUCCAGGAGAACAGCAAGCUCUAGGCACAGCCCUCCCACAGCUCAGGGCCCCAUCCCAAAAGGGUCACCUCCUGGGGGUCAGGAGAGGCCUUGUGACACAGCCGUGCUGUGUCACCUGCUGCAGCAGGGCACUCCUCAAGGCCGUGACGCAGCUGUUGCUGCACUGGCAAAGAUGUGCCACCCAAAGGAGGUGGCGGGCGCUGGUGCCCACACCCUGGGGGCCACUGUGCACCCCCCAAGGUGCCAGGAAGCUCUGUGACCUCUGUGUCACCCAGGGGUGUAGUCAGGAACCAUUCUCCCUGGAGCUGGCGGGGCGGGGCGGGCCUCGGCCGUGGCUGCUGGGGCCAUUUCUCUGCUCGGUGUAGAGCGCUGACGGGCUGUGCUGUGCUCUGCCAAGGAAGCGCCAAGCUCCCAUCUAACCAGGCACCUGACCGAGAUGUCGCUGCCCGAGGCCGAAGUCGAGUGCGAGACUAAAGCUAGUGAGUCAAGUUCAUAAUGAACUGCACAGUAAAGAAUGAGUUUGUUCUAGAAA
This is a messenger RNA of Heterocephalus glaber (naked mole-rat), 2097 nucleotides long. It is a transcript of the gene Mlycd, whose product is annotated as malonyl-CoA decarboxylase. Gene Ontology annotation, cellular component: mitochondrial matrix; peroxisomal matrix. NCBI's taxonomy places the organism in Eukaryota, Metazoa, Chordata, Mammalia, Rodentia, Bathyergidae. Gene Ontology annotation, molecular function: malonyl-CoA decarboxylase activity. The record is from RefSeq and is a predicted model, not a curated record. Gene Ontology annotation, biological process: acetyl-CoA biosynthetic process; malonyl-CoA catabolic process; fatty acid biosynthetic process.